Messenger RNA from Nicrophorus vespilloides, 1610 nucleotides. Its product is annotated as juvenile hormone epoxide hydrolase 1-like. Lineage: Eukaryota; Metazoa; Arthropoda; Insecta; Coleoptera; Silphidae. Gene Ontology annotation, biological process: epoxide metabolic process. The transcript is spliced from 3 exons. Gene Ontology annotation, molecular function: epoxide hydrolase activity. The record is from RefSeq and is a predicted model, not a curated record. The coding region runs from base 105 to 1472 and encodes 455 amino acids.
CAGGAGUUGUAUUAUUUACUCUGAUAGCGACUCACGUUGCCGACAGAGUCGCGACGACCGACGAAUUGGAUUCACCAUUCAGUCUUUUCAAUCCACCGCGCGUUAUGGCCUUCAAGGUAACUGCAUUUGCUCUCAUCGUGGCCAUCGUCUACGGAGGCAUCAAGUUUAACAGACUCUUCCAAAAUGCACCUGUUCCCAAUUUGGAUGAGCCCUAUUGGGGCCCAGGGUCUCCGAAAGCCGACAGCCGUGCUGUGGUACCUUUCAAAAUAGAUGUGGACGAUGAGGUUUUGAUUGAUCUGAAGAAUAGAUUGGCUAACCAUAGGAAAAUAACUCAAUCACUGGAGGGUGCGAACCAAGACUACGGUAUCCAUUCCAAUCAUCUUGAAGAGAUUUUGAACUAUUGGGAAAAGGAUUACAAAUGGAAGGAACGCGAAGUCAUACUGAACAAAUUUCCGCAGUUCAAGACAGAAAUCCAGGGUCUGAAAAUCCAUUACAUUCAUGUAAAACCAGCAGAUAAGAAUGUUAAAACUCUGCCGUUGCUAAUUCUGCACGGAUGGCCGGGCUCCGUGAAAGAGUUCCACCGGAUUCUGCCGAUGCUGACGCAGAAGCAAGAAGGAGCUGAUUUCGCGUUCGAGGUGAUCGCAGCUUCUUUGCCUGGUUACGGAUUCUCGCAGGCUCCGUCGAAGAUGGGUCUGGGUGCGAUGGAGAUGGCCGUCAUCUUCAAGAACCUGAUGAUUCGACUGGGCUUCGACUCAUUCUACGUGCAAGGAGGUGACUGGGGAGGUGUCAUCGUCACUCACAUGGCUACACUCUAUCCACGCCAUGUGCGAGGCAUGCAUUCGAAUAUGUGCUUUGUGAAUACGCCUCUGUCGUUCUUUAAACACACGGCAGGAAGCUUUUGUCCCAGUUUGUUUAUGACUGAGAAGGAGGUGGAGAAAAACUAUCCGCUGAGCAAAUACUUUUACAAUUUGAUGCUCGAAUUCGGGUACAUGCAUCUGCAAUCCACAAAGCCGGAUACUCUAGGAGUCGGUCUGACAGAUUCCCCGGCCGGUCUGGCAGCCUACAUUCUCGAGAAGUUCUCCACGUGGACGAAUCCCCAUUGGAAGGACCUUCCAGACGCCGGGCUAAAUAAGAAGUACAACUACGAUGAUCUCCUCGACAACGUCAUGAUCUAUUGGGUCACGAAAACCAUCACCACUUCGAUGCGUCUAUACUCAGAAUCCUUCAACAUACUUCAAUCACAAUCAGGGAUUGCAAGGGCUCCAAUCACUGUUCCAGCUGCAUGCGCAAGGUACCAAUACGAAUUGGGUAUUCAACCCGAAUGGAUUCUGAAAGACAAAUACACCAACCUUGUUCAACUCACUGAUUACGACUUCGGUGGUCAUUUCAUUGCCUUCGAAGAACCCACCUCAUUAACCAAAGACAUCUUCACCGCCGUCAUGAAAAUGGAACAGAGCAAUUCUUCAAAAUAACAAUUUGAUGAGUUUGCCAUUGUUUCUACUUGCAUUACUUGUUUAUUUUUUUUUCGUAAAAUUGUAUAAUUCUAAGAUAUGUUAAAUUUGUCAUUACAAUAACAGCAAAUUAAUAAAAUAUUUUUUAAUAAAUCAAAA